This is a messenger RNA of Drosophila albomicans, 764 nucleotides long. RefSeq names its product peptidyl-prolyl cis-trans isomerase H. Lineage: Eukaryota; Metazoa; Arthropoda; Insecta; Diptera; Drosophilidae. Gene Ontology annotation, biological process: protein folding; protein peptidyl-prolyl isomerization. Gene Ontology annotation, cellular component: intracellular membrane-bounded organelle. Bases 112 to 663 code for a protein of 183 amino acids. Gene Ontology annotation, molecular function: peptidyl-prolyl cis-trans isomerase activity. The record is from RefSeq and is a predicted model, not a curated record. The transcript has 2 exons.
CAUGUGUGCUUAUCGAUGAACAACUAAAUCAUCGCUUAAAACGUAAACAAACGACCGGUGGACGCUGUUUAUUAAACGUUUGCAUUAAAAUUAGAAUUAAACAUAUUUAAUAUGCCAAACUGGAAUCAAAUACAAUCGCAAUUGCGCAGCUCAAAUAAUCCUGUGGUUUUUCUAGACAUUGCGGUUGGCACAACGGAAAUUGGACGCAUGAUUUUUGAACUGUUCGCCGACACUGUGCCACGAACUGCUGAGAACUUUCGACAAUUCUGCACGGGUGAAUAUCGACCAGAUGGUGUGCCCAUUGGCUACAAGGGUGCCAGCUUUCACAGAGUUAUCAAGGACUUUAUGAUACAAGGCGGUGACUUUGUACAAGGCGACGGCACCGGCGUCACCAGCAUUUAUGGCAACACGUAUGCUGACGAGAACUUUACACUCAAGCACGAUUCACCGGGUCUGCUGGCCAUGGCCAACAGUGGUCGAGACACGAAUGGUUGUCAGUUCUUCAUAACGUGUGCGCGAUGCAAUUUUCUGGAUGGCAAGCAUGUGGUAUUUGGUCGUGUACUCGAUGGUCUCUUGAUAAUGCGCAAAAUUGAGAAUGUGCCAACGGGACCCAAUAAUAAGCCGAAGCUGCCAGUGACAAUAUCUCAAUGUGGACAAAUGUAGAGUUAAAAUUUGUGUAUUCUAUGCUAAUAUUAGUAUUAUAGAAUAUGCGAGUAUGCCUAAAAAAUAAAUUAAAUAUCCUUGUUAUAAUAGGGAUAAGCCUC